CCCUUCCUUCAAAGCCUCCAUCUUUUCUGACAUCUCCAUCCCCUCCACCUGGGCAGUCAAUCUUUUCAGCUUUUCUUCUCCUGCGUCUUUUUUUAAACAAAGUCUUCUAAUACUCGCUUUCACUUCUCGCUCCAUUGGGUUUCUUUCCUUCUUUCUCGAUUUUUCAAUUUCAUUUCUACCCCAAGCCUCACAUUUCAUCUUCAAGUUAUAUUCCCCUUUCCUUGCAACGCACUUUGUGCAAAGGCCACCUUUUUAGGACAAUCACCACCACACAGUCGCCAUGGCCGACGACAAGAAGACAGAUGACUACGCCAUUGAGAUGGGCGACCGCACUGAGCCGUCUCCUCCUCCGAGACCAGCUCAGCCGCCUGCUUCCCCCGUCAUGCAUCAUGCCGUGAUUCCGAUUCUCAGCUACUGCGGUUCCUCCAUCUUGAUGACCGUGACGAACAAGUUUGUCCUGUCUGGCACAGGAUUUAACCUCAACUUCCUUCUUCUCGCCGUUCAGGCCAUCGUUUGCGUCAUUGCGAUUCAGACAUGCAAGUCUAUGGGUUUCAUCACCUACCGAGACUUCAACACCGACGAAGCCAAGAAAUGGUUUCCCAUCUCCGUGUUGCUAAUUGGAAUGAUCUACACGAGCACCAAGGCGCUCCAAUAUCUAUCCAUUCCCGUCUAUACAAUCUUCAAGAAUCUGACCAUUAUCCUCAUCGCAUAUGGUGAGGUGCUUUGGUUCGGUGGCUCUGUCACCGCAAUGGCUCUAUUCUCUUUUGGUUUGAUGGUGUUCAGUUCCAUCAUUGCCGCGUGGGCUGAUAUUCAGCACGCUCUUGGAAGCUACGGCUCCUCAAGCAACGAAGCCUCUGAUAAAAUUUCGACUCUCAAUGCGGGCUAUCUGUGGAUGUUCAUGAACUGCUUUUGCACCGCCACCUACGUCCUUGGCAUGCGAAAGAGAAUCAAGUUGACCAACUUCAAGGACUUUGACACCAUGUUCUACAACAACCUUCUCACCAUUCCCAUCCUGCUCGUUUGCUCCAUCUUCCUCGAAAACUGGUCUCCCGAGAACAUCAACAUCAACUUCCCCCCUGCGCAGAGGAACAAUAUCAUCCUUGCCAUGGUCUUCUCUGGAUUGUCGUCCGUCUUUAUCUCGUACACGUCAGCCUGGUGUGUGCGCGUCACAUCCUCUACGACCUACUCGAUGGUUGGCGCUUUAAACAAGUUGCCCAUUGCUCUCAGUGGCCUCAUCUUCUUUGACGCGCCGGUUACUUUUGGCAGCGUCUCUGCCAUCGUUGUCGGUUUCGUCAGUGGCAUUGUCUAUGCACUUGCAAAGAUUAAGCAGGGAUCCAAGCCCAAGUCUGGACUGCCUACCGUCAACCCUACCGUCAGCGCUAGCAGCCAGAGUGCCCGCGACAGCUUGAAGUCAUAGACGUGUUUAUGAGAGAAGCCUUGUUAUCGAUUGGCUUGUCGGGGGGGGGGGGUGGAAAUUAGA
This is a messenger RNA of Xylona heveae TC161, 1480 nucleotides long. Its product is annotated as golgi GDP-mannose transporter. The record is from RefSeq and is a predicted model, not a curated record. The transcript is spliced from 4 exons. Gene Ontology annotation, cellular component: Golgi apparatus. The coding region runs from base 281 to 1417 and encodes 378 amino acids. Gene Ontology annotation, molecular function: antiporter activity; GDP-mannose transmembrane transporter activity. Lineage: Eukaryota; Fungi; Ascomycota; Xylonomycetes; Xylonales; Xylonaceae.